AUGCCGUCUCUAGCUGCUAUUGCUUCUUCGCUCUUCGCCUUGGCGCUCGUCGGUGCCCACGGUGCUCAAGCCGGCGCGUGGACCAAGACCAAUGUGAAUGGCAUGGACACCGCAUUGCUGCUUUCGGCGGUGGGAGACGUGGGCUCCUACAGCUCCGGCGUCUCCACGUACCUCUGCGUCUACAAGGUCAACAGCCUCGAGACGCAAGCUGGGACGGCCAGUGGCCCCACCAACUACAACUUCAGCUUGACCGGUUGCAACGCGGGCGAGGAGUUCGUGGGCCGUUGCCCCGAUCUGACGAGCUUUGCCGGCUGUGGCAGCUACAACGUGUUUGUCGCCAAGCAGUCCAAGACUAGCAAGCCCAAGGUGACGUCGGUCAAGAAGCAAGCGUAG
Phytophthora sojae is the source of this 393-nucleotide messenger RNA. RefSeq lists its product as hypothetical. The record is from RefSeq and is a predicted model, not a curated record. The coding region runs from base 1 to 393 and encodes 130 amino acids. NCBI's taxonomy places the organism in Eukaryota, Oomycota, Peronosporomycetes, Peronosporales, Peronosporaceae. The transcript has a single exon.